AUGGCUUACCGUUUCCAUAAUGAUGUUGGCGACGAUGUCACCCAUCACGAGCCCAUAGCUCGCAGCCAGAUGUCGCCGCAGGCUUCUUCUCAACCUUCGUUCUACGGCGAUCAUCCACAUCCUUCUCCGUCCUCUAAUUCACCCAGUUCCCCUCUCUUAGUCACUCGUUUACAUCCUGCUGCACAUCCAGAUAGCGCCUAUAGCAAGCUGCGAACUCAGCGUAUCGGGGGAUCUCAAGAUCCCCAACCACCAUCUUCCUUCGCCUCCCCCUUUUACCAUACCGUCCCCGAUUCCAUACCGCACUCUCACCCCCAAAGAAAAGCAGUAGAUUCACGAGACCCGGGCUAUACCCAAUCUUCGCGGACAGCAUCGACAGCCACUCCUGGAAGAGGUGAUUGGGGGGCCGCUGCAUCCGGCGCCGGAAUCGCGGGUAUCGCUGUUGGAGGAGCACAUUCGUCAAACGAACACCAGCGUGGACUCGACACCAUGGCAGGCGGACAGGAUAGCAUGGAACAGAACUUAUACUACUAUGGACCGCCUAGACGUGGUGGACACGGACAUACAAUGGGCUCGGAUGACCCCUAUGCUUUUUCUCCUAGAGAAACUGGCCGCAUGGGCCCCUCUCGACCUCUCGGUGCCUGUGACCCAUAUUCGUCUAAUGUCGGUUUAGGUUCAUCAAUGGAUGACCCUGGACAAAUUACCCCUGGCCAAAGAAGCCUGUACUCGAACAACAACGGGUACCAUCAAUCAGCCCAGCAUGGAGGUGCGGGGGCCUUCUAUGACGACCCUUAUCCACGACCUCACCAUAACUCGUGGGGACCUGUGAAUCCCGAGAUUAUUAACCCUAAUGAUAUCAUCGAUGACGGAGACGAUGGUUUCAUGCCAGAGCCCAAGAGACGAUCAAUGCUAAGCCUUGGGAAAAACUCUAGUAAUACCAGCCUUCCUGCUACAGGUGCAGCUGCCGUUGGCGGGGGAAUGCUGGGAAACAUUUCGGGACGUACAGAUGGUGGUGAUGGAAAACCCAAUUUCAACGCUGUCACUGUUGAGAAGAGUGAAUGGCUAAAUAACCAAAAGCACGGGAAGAAAAAAAUGAAAUGGAUUGUGACUGUUCUAAUCGCGCUAAUAUUGAUCGGUGGUAUCGCCGGUGGUAUCGUCGGUGGCAUUUUGGGUUCUCGAAAGAGUAACUCAGGCAGCGGCGGCGGCGCUGGACAGUCAGCUGAGGACGAUAGACAAGCAAACGGGGACCUUGGGAAGGGGUCAGCGGAGAUCAAGAAGCUGAUGGCAAUGGAGGGCUUGCACAAAGUUUUCCCAGGAAUGGACUAUACCCCCUGGGGCACGCAAUACCCGUUAUGCCUCAAGUACCCUCCUAGUCAAAAUAACGUUACUCGCGACAUGGCCGUUCUCUCUCAGUUAACGAACACGGUUCGCCUUUACGGUACUGACUGCAACCAGACAGAGAUGGUUUUACAUGCGAUUGACCGGCUGGAACUGAAAGAUAUGAAGCUUUGGCUGGGCGUUUGGAUUGAUACAAACACCACCACAAACGAGCGCCAGAUCAAGCAGCUGUACAAGAUUGUCAGAGAAGCAAAAGACAGAUCCAUCUUCAAGGGGGUUAUCGUCGGCAACGAAGUUCUUUUUCGCGCCAAAAACAGCGAACCAGCUGAUGUUACGAUUGCCACACUGUCAAAAUACAUGCAGGAAGUCAAGUCCCAGCUCAAGGCUAUGGGUGCUGAUAUGCCUGUUGCCACCUCUGAUCUGGGCGAUGACUGGACCCCUGAACUAGCUAGGGUAGCCGAUGCCGUUAUGGCGAACGUGCACCCGUUCUUCGCGGGUGUGCCGGUCAAGGACGCGGCCAGUUGGACAUGGACGUUCUGGCAGGGUCACAACGUGCCCCUGACGAAAGGCACCAAUACUCCGCAAAUAAUUUCUGAAGUCGGCUGGCCUAGUGGUGGAGGCAACAACUGUAAUCCCAAUCCGUGUCCUAGUAAAACUGCUGGUUCCAUUGCCGGAAUUACUGAGUUAAACCAGUUCAUGGCGGAUUGGGUGUGCCAGAGCCUGUCGAAUGGGACGGAUUAUUUUUGGUUCGAAGCUUUCGAUGAGCCCUGGAAGAGUGUAUUUAACGAACCCGAACUAAAUAAGGAAUGGGAAGAUAAGUGGGGUCUCAUGGGCCCUGACCGCGUCUUGAAACUAGGCUUGAAAAUCCCCGAUUGCGGCGGUAAGACCGCUACUUAA
Messenger RNA from Histoplasma mississippiense, 2232 nucleotides. RefSeq lists its product with no specific name. Gene Ontology annotation, cellular component: fungal-type cell wall; cell surface; extracellular region. Gene Ontology annotation, biological process: cell wall organization. The coding region runs from base 1 to 2232 and encodes 743 amino acids. The record is from RefSeq and is a predicted model, not a curated record. Gene Ontology annotation, molecular function: 1,3-beta-glucanosyltransferase activity; glucan endo-1,3-beta-D-glucosidase activity. The transcript has 2 exons. Lineage: Eukaryota; Fungi; Ascomycota; Eurotiomycetes; Onygenales; Ajellomycetaceae.